UGGGCCGUGGUUGAGAGAGAAAAAUAUCCUUCGACGAAAUUAAGAUGUCUUAUAGAGACAGAAUGUUCGAUUCUUCUGGUCGGUCAGACAGAAAAGGAUUUGGAGGUGGUAGUGGCUUGCCUAAAGCCUUUGGUUCAUCAAAGUUUGGAGAUAGAGGAGGCCCUAGAAGUGGGGGAGGAGGAAGAUUUGGAAUGGACCGAGGUGGAAUGCGAGGAGGUAAAAUGGGUAAAGGUCAUCAACCAGGAGAAAAUCUACGCAAGCCAAGGUGGGACCUGUCAAGAUUGCCAAAGUUUGAGAAGAAUUUUUAUGUGGAACACCCAAAUGUAUCCAACAGAUCACAGAUGGAAAUUGAACAAUUUUAUAAUGAACAUGAAGUCACAGUCAAGGGAUUAAAUAUUCCAAAACCAAUUUUCACAUUUGAUGAAGGAGGAUUCCCAGAGUAUGUGAUGUCCUCUAUUAGAAGACAGAACUGGUCAUGUCCUACACCGAUCCAAACUGUCAGUUGGCCUGUUGCACUGUCAGGAAGGGAUUGUGUUGGCAUUGCCCAGACUGGCUCUGGUAAAACUGCAGGGUUUAUACUGCCAUCCAUUGUCCACAUAAAUCAUCAACCUCACUUGCAACCUCAUGAUGGGCCAAUUGUUCUUGUGUUGGUUCCUACCAGAGAACUUGCUCAACAAGUACAGGAAGUUGCCAAUGAAUUUGGUCAUGCCUCUAGAAUUAGGAAUGUUUGUGUUUAUGGUGGUGCCCCAAAGGGACCACAAAUCAGAGAUUUGGAGAGAGGAGCAGAAAUCUGCAUUGCCACACCUGGAAGACUGAUUGACUUCCUAGAGGCAGGAAAAACAAACCUCAGGAGGUGUACUUACCUUGUAAUGGAUGAAGCAGACAGAAUGCUUGACAUGGGGUUUGAGCCUCAGAUCAGAAAAAUUGUGGAACAAAUUAGACCUGACAGACAGACAUUGAUGUGGAGUGCCACCUGGCCCAAAGAUGUCAGAAAGUUGGCAGAGGAUUUCCUGAAGGAUUACAUCCAGUUAAACAUUGGUGCCCUUCAGCUUAGCGCAAAUCACAACAUUCUCCAGAUCAUUGAUGUUUGUGAUGAAAAUGAAAAAGAAUUCAAACUUACCAAAUUGUUAGAGGAAAUCAUGCAGGAAAAAGAAAAUAAGACCCUCAUUUUUACAGAGACGAAGAGAAAAGCUGAUGAUAUUACCAGAAGAAUGAGAAGAGAAGGAUGGCCAAUGAUGUGUAUACAUGGAGACAAAUCUCAGCAAGAAAGAGACUGGGUGUUGAAUGGGUUUCGAUCAGGACAGACACCAAUUCUUGUGGCCACAGAUGUUGCCUCCAGAGGAUUAGACGUUGGAGACAUCAAAUUUGUCAUAAACUUUGACUACCCCUCCUCCUCAGAGGACUAUGUCCAUCGUAUUGGGCGUACUGCUAGAGCAGGACAAACAGGAACUGCCUACACAUUCUUCACUCCAGAUAAUGCCAAACAAGCAAAUGAUCUCAUCUCUGUUCUUCAAGAAGCAAAACAAGUGGUCAAUCCCAAACUAGUGUCUAUAAGCCAGAAUGCCAGAUUUGGAGGUCGUAAAUCCAGGUUUGAUCAGAGAGACAAAUUUGGUGGCAGAGACUUUGGCAGGGGUGGUGGACGUGAUAGAGGAUCAGGCAGGGGUGGAGUUAGUUCCAGGGGAAGUUACGGAGGUCGAGGGGGGAGUAGUGGUAGAGGGGGUUCCAGUCGAGGAGGGAGUUCUUCAGGAUUUGCACGGUCAGGUGGAAGUCGAUUCUCCAGCUCAGAUAGGGGUAGUUCUAGUGGUGCAAGAGGGUAUGGGGGAGGGUCCCAAAGUCAAAAUAGUGGUUAUGGAGGAAGUCAGAGUUAUUCCCAAAAUGGGUCUUCAUCUGGAAGCUAUGGACAGCAGAAUGGAUAUGGAAAUCAGCAGAGGAGUAACAAUAGUAGUGCCAGUGGAAAUGACUGGUCUAGCCAGAUGGCUUACAUGUUUAAUAGUUGGAGUGGUCAACAAUCAUCAGGGCAGCCCCCACUUCCCACAGGAAAUCCUCCCCCUCCACCACCUAUGUGAUGGAAACCCUUAUUAAGUUCAGGAUUUUUUUUUAUGUGUAAUUUUUACAUUAUGGUAGGAAUCUGUUUUACUGUGAUCAUGUUUUCCUCUCAUGCCAUUUUCUUUUUAUUUAUAUAUUUUUUUAAGUUCGGUAUUCAUACUUGUGUAAGUGACCAAUUUUAGUGAGAUAUUCAAAGAACAAUUUCAUAUAAUAGAAAUCACCCAAAGUCUUUGGGAAUACAGCAAAUUUUUGUUCAUUAUUGUUGUCAUGUCAAAAUAAAAGGAACUUCAACUCUA
Saccostrea echinata is the source of this 2342-nucleotide messenger RNA. RefSeq lists its product as uncharacterized. Gene Ontology annotation, cellular component: nucleus; ribonucleoprotein complex; cytoplasm. NCBI's taxonomy places the organism in Eukaryota, Metazoa, Mollusca, Bivalvia, Ostreida, Ostreidae. Gene Ontology annotation, molecular function: ATP binding; RNA helicase activity; RNA binding. The record is from RefSeq and is a predicted model, not a curated record. The transcript is spliced from 13 exons. The coding region runs from base 45 to 2066 and encodes 673 amino acids.